AUGAUCUCAGCUACUUGGCUUUUCUGCUCUGCAAUUCCUACACUUCUGGCUUUUAAAAGGGCAGCAGAGUCUCUUGAAAAAUUGCUUAAUGUAACUAGGGAAGAGCUUCCUGACACAAUGGUUGUUGUUCGUUUAUCAGGAAUGGAAAUAAGUGACUUAACAAUGGCUCUCAGUGAUUUAGGGCAUGAGAUAACCCAAGGUGUUAAAAGCUCCACCCGUGCAGUUUGUUUGGCUGAGGAAAUAUUGAGGCGAUUGACAAACAUGAAUCCAGCAGGUUAG
This is a messenger RNA of Lactuca sativa (garden lettuce), 279 nucleotides long. The record is from RefSeq and is a predicted model, not a curated record. Lineage: Eukaryota; Viridiplantae; Streptophyta; Magnoliopsida; Asterales; Asteraceae.